UCCGGCAUCUAUAUAUUCGACUUUAUCUCUCUUUAUUCUCUUCCCUCUUAAAAGACUAAAACUCAACUACCUUUCUCUCUCUAUCUCUAACUCUUAAGUCUUAUUCUUAACUCCCCCCAAAAUUAUGGCAGACCCACAUGAACCACUACUCACCACCACCACCACCACCGCCACCACAACCACCGAAGUAGCCGAAGAAGACGCUGAUUUCGACCCAUCCGAAAAAGUCCACGUUAUAGGAAUCAACGAAAACGACGCCGCAUUUGACGACUCAAAAACGCCGUCGUUUUCAUGGAAGAAACUCUGGUUAUUCACAGGACCAGGGUUUCUAAUGAGCAUAGCAUUUUUAGACCCAGGUAACUUAGAAGGUGAUUUACAAGCCGGUGCUAUAGCGGGUUACUCUCUUUUAUGGCUUCUCUUUUGGGCCACUGCUAUGGGCCUUCUGAUCCAACUCCUUUCGGCCCGUCUUGGUGUUGUUACGGGCCGACACUUGGCUGAACUUUGUCGCGAUGAAUACCCUAAUUGGGCCAGGUAUCUUUUAUGGAUCAUGGCAGAAGUCGCCUUAAUUGGGUCAGAUAUUCAAGAAGUUAUUGGUAGUGCUAUUGCUCUUAAGAUUUUAAGCCAUGGGUUUUUACCCCUUUGGUGUGGUGUUCUCAUUACUGCCUCUGACUGUUUCCUGUUUUUAUUUCUUGAAAACUAUGGUGUGAGAAAACUUGAAGCUGUUUUCGCUUUCCUUAUCGGGACAAUGGCUAUCUCGUUUGCUUGGAUGUUUGGUGAUACAAAGCCUGAUGGUUCGGAUCUUCUCGUUGGUAUUGUGGUUCCAAAACUAAGCUCAAAAACUAUACAGCAAGCUGUAGGUGUUGUAGGCUGCAUAAUCAUGCCUCACAAUGUGUUUUUGCAUUCUGCCUUGGUACAAUCAAGAGAUUUUGAUCACAGCAAAAGGGGGCGGGUUCAAGAGGCUCUCAAUUACAAUUCAAUUGAGUCAACUUUUGCCUUAGUUAUCUCAUUCAUCAUUAACCUAUUUGUCACGGCUGUUUUUGCUAAGUCAUUCUAUGGCACGCCAGAGGCAGAGUCUAUAGGUCUCUCAAAUGCUGGCUAUUAUCUACAGAAUAAGUAUGGGGGAGGGAUGUUCCCCAUACUAUAUAUAUGGGCUAUUGGUUUGUUGGCAGCUGGCCAAAGCAGCACCUUAACUGGUACUUAUGCCGGACAGUUCAUUAUGGGCGGUUUUUUAAAUCUUCGGCUAAAGAAAUGGAUAAGGGCAUUGAUCACCCGAAGUUGUGCAAUUAUCCCAACUAUCAUUGUUGCUCUUAUCUUUGAUAGGUCCGAUGAUAUGCUCGAUGUCCUAAAUGAAUGGCUAAAUGUGCUGCAGUCUAUCCAGAUACCUUUUGCCGUCAUUCCACUACUUUACUUGGUUUCCAAGGAAGAGCUCAUGGGUGUUUUCAAAAUUGGCCCUGUUCUCAAGACACUGGCUUGGCUUGUAGCAGCUCUGGUGAUUGUGAUCAAUGGAUAUCUAAUAGUCGAUUUUUUAUCCGAGGAGGCAACAGGGUGGUUGUUUGGCUCUGUUAUAUGUGCUGUCACUGUGGCAUAUAUAGCAUUUAUCAUAUAUCUGAUUUGGAGGGGUCUCACCUUCUCAUCCUGGUUUCGCUCCAGUAAGUCCAAGAGUGUUGCAACCAUAGUAAACUAACUACAUUGCCCAGCUCUAACGUUCUUCUUUAAGAUUUAACUGCAUUCCGCUGCUCUUAACUCGUGUUUCAUACCUGUGUCCGGAUCGAGUUUGGCUAAAUUUUCUUCCUAGAUUUGCACCUUAAUUAUUAUUCGAGGGCCAGUUUUGUACAAAUUUAAGGAAGUGGCCUGCUGUAUUUUUCUGUGCCAUAUAUAUUAGAACAAAUUGUAUCACCUGACAGUGGUUGAUGUGCUCCCUUAUUAGUUGAACAUUGAUUGGGAGCUUAUUUAGUGGGUCUUCUGUUUUUCAGCAAAUUUGUAAUACAAGUAGUGUUUGAGUAAGAUGAAGUAUAGAAUGAAAUAAUGUACUGCAAGGCUUGCAGCAAGUGCAUAACCAUCUUGCCAACCAGUAGAGAACACUGUAUAUUUGUGAAAGUUGUUUAUCAAAUAUGCACAUGCUUAGCUUUAAUUUUACA
Beta vulgaris subsp. vulgaris (sugar beet) is the source of this 2138-nucleotide messenger RNA. RefSeq names its product metal transporter Nramp3.2. Gene Ontology annotation, biological process: positive regulation of reactive oxygen species metabolic process; defense response to bacterium; metal ion transport. The record is from RefSeq and is a predicted model, not a curated record. The transcript is spliced from 4 exons. The coding region runs from base 125 to 1684 and encodes 519 amino acids. Gene Ontology annotation, molecular function: manganese ion transmembrane transporter activity; cadmium ion transmembrane transporter activity. Lineage: Eukaryota; Viridiplantae; Streptophyta; Magnoliopsida; Caryophyllales; Amaranthaceae. Gene Ontology annotation, cellular component: vacuolar membrane.